AUGCCGCACCACUCGCGCGAACGAGAGCGGGGUGAAUACCGCUCUCGAGACCGUGAUCGGAGACAAUACCACUACGAGCAAGCAAAUACGCACGAUCGACACGAAUAUACCUCUCAUACCUACGAUGACUACGGGAAUGAUAUCCAAGAUAGUGACGAUGGCGCUGACGAUGCUCUCUUCAACGAUCGAAGACGGAGCCGACAGUCCCGUCGAAAUUCCUCCUCCCACCCGCAAGCUCGGCCCUCACCAGCUCGUCGAACGCAACUGAACCCAUCGCAACGUACGCAGCAGCCUCAACAACGCACGCGCCGCCAGGACCAUAGCUACGAUCCCGAUGACGACGAUGGUGAUGAUUCAGAAUCAGCAGUCAUAGUCGUCGACUCGCGACCGAACAUUUCGCGUCCCGCCCAUGUCAGACCCAGCCCCGUCCGCGUCGAGAGGCGGCGGAGCAAAAGUCGAACGGUCGAGAAUACACACAAUACGGGAAUCAGGGAUUCGAGAUAUAAAUCUAAAGAAUCGCCUGCUACAUCGCCCAUUAAGAAGAGAGAUCGCGAUCGGGAUCGUGAGGGGAGGCGGCGAAGGGAUAGUAUGGCUGAUGAGGAAAGCCCGAGGAAAGGUCGCCUGAGGGAUCGAAGGCGCAAGGGUUUAAACGAUGAUGACGAGGAGAAUGAUGUUCGCGGUGGAUUUGGUACAGACCGGGACCGAGAUAAGAGGAGGAGGAAGGAAAAAGAGAAAUAUCUUCCAAGAGAAAGUGGCGCGUGGAAUAAGCAAAGUAAGCAUGCCAGUACUGACUCUGCGAAUAGCGCGACACAGUUGCUCAGCGUGGAUGCGUUGGCAAAGUUGAACGCGGCGCAAAUAAAAGCUGAGGCUGUGGAGAAGGCCAAGGCUGCGAAGGAUGAGAAAGCUUUACUGGAGAAGGAGAGGAAGAGGAGAAAGAGAGAGGAGGCUAGGGAGAAGGAGAGACGAAUUCCCGUUCAAAAGGGUGCCAAGAUUGCCGCUGUGCUGUCGAAGAACAAGAAGGGUGACCAAGGCGCCAGUGGUGACUCUGGGGAUGGCCCAAGUGAUCCAGCAUCCCAAGGACCACCGCCAAGAACCGAGUUGGGGAACUUUGACCCUAAUACUCUCCCGGAGAGCGCGAAGAAAACAUACUUUGACCCCCGUACUUGGUAUGACACAGCGGACAUGAAUGUCACAUACACUGAUGAAACAGUGGGCGGCCUCCCUAUCAUGGGGCUGAAUUCAACGUGGGAUGACUCCGCCCAAGCAAACAAGAAUGUCCCUCCACUGAACAAGAAGUUCCCGUACGGCAAACAGCCGAUCAGGGGCGUCAACGUUGGCGGCUGGCUCUCUCUAGAGCCCUUCAUCACCCCCUCUUUUUUCAGCAAUUAUAAUUUCCGAGACAACGUUGUUGACGAAUACACACUCAGCAAAAAGCUUGCGCCCAAUGCGGCUCAGUAUAUAGAAAAGCACUACGCAACCUUCAUAAAUGAACAGUCAUUUCGGGAGAUCCGAGAUGCUGGACUCGAUCAUGUCCGCAUCCCCUACUCCUACUGGCUCGUCAAAACCUACGAUGACGAUCCUUACGUCGAAAGGAUUGGCUGGCGCUACCUUCUCCGGGCGAUUGAAUACUGUAGGAAGUACGGACUGCGCGUCAACCUUGAUCUGCAUGGUGUUCAAGGCAGUCAGAACGGGUGGAACCACAGCGGCCGUCAGGGCUCAAUCCGUUGGCUCGAAGACGACGACGGGACCAAGAACGGCGACCGUUCGCUCGAAACUCACAAAAUGUUGGCUACAUUCUUCGCACAGGAACGGUAUAAAAAUGUGGUUACCAUAUAUGGUCUCGCGAACGAGCCGAUGAUGCUAAAGCUUGAUAUUGAAGCUGUUAUUAAUUGGAAUACAAAGGCUAUUUCGAUAAUUAGGGAGAGCGGUUUGAAAGAUGCGAAGAUUGCGUUUGGAGAUGGGUUUCUCAAUCUAGAGAAGUGGAAAACGAUAAUGCAGGAUUAUACGGUUUUCAAUACGGGUCAGGUUGGGCUACCACAUCGCAAGAAGUUGGAUUUUGUGUGUGAAGCUUGGGUCAAUCUGAUUACAAAAUCGAACACAAAGGGUACCGGCUGGGGGCCCACAAUCUGCGGAGAAUGGUCCCAAGCUGAUACCGAUUGCGCCAAAUAUCUCAACAACGUCAAUGUCGGCAGUCGUUGGCUCGGUACCAUGGACAACCCGCAAGCUAAAGACCAAGUCUUGCAGGCGCAUUGUCCAACGCAGUGGCCACAAAAUGAUCCCGCUGUCAACGGCCCGCCCUGUUCCUGUGACCAAGCCAAUGCAGACCCGUCCAAUUAUUCUGACUCGUAUAAAAAAUAUUUGCAGAUGUAUGCUGAAGCGCAGAUGUAUGCGUUUGAGAAGGGGUACGGGUGGUUUUAUUGGACAUGGCAGACGGAGUCUGCGGCUCAGUGGAGCUAUAAGAAGGGACUCGACGCGGGGAUUCUACCGAAAAAGGCAUACGAGCCGGAGUUUAAGUGUGAGAACGACAAGCUAGGAUCCUUUGGAGACCUGGAGGAGUAUUAUUGA
This is a messenger RNA of Histoplasma mississippiense, 2565 nucleotides long. RefSeq lists its product as hypothetical. Gene Ontology annotation, molecular function: beta-glucosidase activity. NCBI's taxonomy places the organism in Eukaryota, Fungi, Ascomycota, Eurotiomycetes, Onygenales, Ajellomycetaceae. The record is from RefSeq and is a predicted model, not a curated record. Gene Ontology annotation, biological process: glucan catabolic process. Bases 1 to 2565 code for a protein of 854 amino acids. Gene Ontology annotation, cellular component: cell surface; extracellular region. The transcript is spliced from 5 exons.